AUGGUAGAUGCUGCAGCUGGGGGUCAACUGUUGGAGAAAAGCUUUGACGAGAUAUAUGCAUUGUUGAACAAAUUUUCCAAGAGCAAUCCGGAUUGGCAAGGAGAGAUGGGCAGACACACAGUGCAAAAGUCUGCAGGGGUUCUUGAGUUAGAUGUCGUCUCACCAUUAUCAGCGCAGAUUGCUACACUGGCCAAUCAAGUCAACCAGAUGAACCUGAGUAUCAACAAGCAACAAACACAACUGAUACAACAAAUUCAAACUUUUUGUGAAAUAUGUGGAGAGGAGCACACGAGCGACAUAUACCCCGCAAACCCAGAACCACCUCAGGUUGAACAACAAGCGAGUCCUACAAGUCACCUUGAAGACAUGUUUAAAAAGAUGAUGGCUGAACAGCAAGCCCUCGCCACAACAGUGAGAAAUCUGGAGCGUCAAAUGGGACAGCUUGCUAGUGCUCAAAACACUAGACCAGCUGGAGCUCUUCCAAGUGACACUGAAGCCAAUCCUACGGCGGCCGUUAAUGCCGUAUCGUUGAGGAAUGGGAAACAACUAGAGGAAGUUCUAUCAAAAAAGAGGAAACAGAUGACUAUUAAUGAGAUGCCAACCGUUGUAGAAUCGACAUCAGAUAAAGCCAAGGAGCCAGAGAAUCCAGCUGGAGAGGCGGUGGCUGAGCAAUCCCCACAUUUGGUUGCAAGGCCACCACCUCCAUUCCCUCAAAGACUGCAGAAAUUACGAGAUAAUGCCACAUAUAAAAAGUUUCUUGAUAUCUUGAAGCAGGUACAAAUUAAUAUUCUAUUGGUUGACAUCUUACAAGAAGUACCCAAAUAUGCAAAGUACAUCAAGGACAUUAUGGCGAAUAAAAGGAGGCUGACCGAGUUCGAGACCGUGGCACUCACUGAGGAGUGCAGUUCCAGAAUUCAAGGCAAGCUACCUCAGAAAUUGAAGGAUCCAGGUAGUUUCACUAUCCAAAUCACGAUUGGUAAACAUGUUAUUGGGCGAGCUCUAUGUGACCUUGGAGCAAGCAUCAAUUUGAUGUCGCUAUCUAUAUUCAGACAGUUGGGGUUGGGUGAACCACGCCCAACAACAGUUAAUUUACAGUUAGUUGACCGCUCCCUUGCUCAUCCUGGGGGAGUGAUUCAAGAUGUACUAGUGCAAGUGGGGUCUUUCAUAUUCCCAACUGAUUUCAUCAUCCUGGAUUACGAGCCUGAUCAGGAAGUCCCAUUUAUUUUGGGGCAUCCAUUCUUAGCCACGGGCCGAGCUAUUAUUAAUGUUUGUGAAGGAAAGAUGACGAUGAGAGUGGGUGACCGAGUGGAGGUCUUCAAUGUUUAUAGAGCACUCAAGUUACCAGCCCAUUAUGAAGAGUUAUCCAUGAUCUCUGUGGUGGAAGGUGAUGCCACAUCGUUAGUACCCUAUAUGAGCCCUGCAGAUCCUGUUGAACGAGUAUUGAUUGGGGACGUAGAAAAUAGUGAAGAUGAAAGGAUGGGAGAAAUUGAGCAAGUGCUGGAUAUGUCAUGCAGUUAUGUACAUGGGGUUAGAAAAUUUGAAGAGUUGGACAGGCCUGUCACUCUGACCCUCCCCAGGCCAUCUAUUGAAGAAGCUCCAAAGCUAGAACUCAAGCCACUUCCAGCGCAUCUGCGCUAUGCUUAUUUGGGGAACUCAGAGACACUACCCAUGAUUAUUUCAUCCAGCUUGACCAGCACUCAAGAAGAAAAAUUGCUCAGAGUCCUCCGCGAGCAUAAAAGGGCCAUUGGGUGGACUAUAGCUGACAUCAAGGGUAUUAGUCCAUCGUUUUGCAUGCAUAAAAUCUUUCUAGAGGACGGACACCGCCCCAGUGUAGAGCAGCAAAGGAGAUUAAAUCCCAUUAUGAAAGAGGUGGUGAAAAAGGAAGUAAUCAAGUUGCUCGAUGCAAGUAUCAUUUUUCCUAUUUCUGAUAGCAACUGGGUGAGCCCGGUUCAAUGUGUGCCCAAAAAGGGAGGAAUGACUGUAGUUGAGAACGAGAAGAAUGAGCUAAUCCCCACUCGCACUGUUACGGGCUGGAGAGUCUGCAUUGAUUAUAGAAGGCUCAAUAAGGCAACUCGCAAGGAUCACUUCCCACUCCCAUUCAUCGACCAAAUGCUAGACAGGCUGCUUGAAAAAUAUGUCACUUUCAAUUUUGAUGAUGCUUGCCUCAACUCAUUUGAGGAACUUAAAAAGAAGUUGCUGAAUUACACCACCACUGAGAAGGAGUUGUCAGCCGUUGUGUGGGACUUUGAGAAAUUUCGGGAAUUUGAUGUAGAAAUACGAGAUCGAAAGGGGACAGAAAACCAAGUAGCUGACCAUCUAUCAAGGUUGGAAAAUCACGAUCACGUGGAGGAGGGUGGCCAAAUUAAAGAGGUGUUUUCUGAUGAUCAACUUUUUGCUAUAACCCAAGACCCUCCCCCAUGGUAUGCAGACUAUGUGAAUUAUCUUGUGAGUGGAGUACUCCCUCCCGAAAUCCAAUCUGAAGCUAGAAGCGGUUCUUACAUGAUGUGA
Molecule: messenger RNA, 2508 nt
Organism: Nicotiana attenuata
Lineage: Eukaryota; Viridiplantae; Streptophyta; Magnoliopsida; Solanales; Solanaceae
Exons: 5
Coding region: 1-2508 (835 amino acids)
Source: RefSeq, a predicted model, not a curated record